Messenger RNA from Pistacia vera, 708 nucleotides. RefSeq names its product alpha-1,3-arabinosyltransferase XAT2-like. The transcript has a single exon. The coding region runs from base 1 to 708 and encodes 235 amino acids. NCBI's taxonomy places the organism in Eukaryota, Viridiplantae, Streptophyta, Magnoliopsida, Sapindales, Anacardiaceae. Gene Ontology annotation, molecular function: glycosyltransferase activity. The record is from RefSeq and is a predicted model, not a curated record.
AUGGACAAUGAGAACCUCACCCACUGCUUUCCUUCAGUGAUCGUAGGGCUCAUAUCACACGGGCCUAUGAUCAUAAAUCCCAAACUGCUACCGCACCCGAAAACCCUUCUUGAUUUCCAAGCCAUCCUUCAAAAUGCUUAUAGCCAGGAUCCUGAUGAAAUUCCAUCGUCCCAACGGCCUAGGCUCGUUUUAGUGAAUAGAAAUGCUAAAGUCGGCCGCAUGAUUAUGAACCUGGAAGAAGUUAUAAAGACGGCAAAUGAGGUGGGGUUUGAUGUAACCAUCUUCGAACCAGCACGAAACACUUCGUUGGUGGAAUCAUUCAAGCUAAUUCAUGCAAGCCAUGCAAUGUUGGGGGUGCAUGGUGCAGCAUUGACAAAUUUCUUGUUCCUUCGUCCGGGUUCUGUGUUAAUGCAGGUGGUGCCAAUUGGGACACAAUGGUUAUCGGAUACGUAUUUCAGAAAUCCAGCUAGGGUUUUGGGAUUGGAGUAUUUGGAGUAUAAGAUUAAAGCAGAGGAAAGUAGCUUGGCAGAAAGAUAUGGGGCUAAUGACACAGUGCUAACGAACCCAAAAGCGUUUACCAGAGGAAAUUGGAAACACAUGCAUGUAUAUCUCAAAACCCAAAAUGUCAAGUUUGACAAGGUUAAGUUGAAGAGAUACUUGAAGAAUGCUUAUAGAAAGGCCAAGAUAUUCAUGGACAAGGAAAGUUAG